CCGCUUAGAAAAUAUUUGGUGGUGUAAGACCCAAAAAUCCUACUUUCAUUAUUUAUUUCGAAAUUAUUUAUGACUAAACUGUAAUAAUAGGUUUCUUACAGGUUAACAAGGUUUCAAGGCAAUGUGUUAGAUUGUAUAGCAGUUCAGGAGCGAAAUAAUAUACAAUAUACAACAUUAUGGCAGGAAUACCAGGUCAGGGAUUUCAGGCAGGCUCAGCUGCAGCACCUUCAUCACAAGUGGAGAUUAGUGUAUCAUGCAGAAAUUUAAGAGACAAAGAUGCUUUCUCUAAAUCAGACCCAAUGUGUGUUCUGUACUGCUGGGACAUCAAAGCGAAUUCAUUUCAUGAGUUUGGCAGGACAGAGAUGAUUAAGGACACAUUGAAUCCAGAUUUUGUGAAAAAGUUCACUAUGAGUUAUUUCUUUGAAGAGUCUCAAAAACUGAAGUUUGAAAUAUAUGAUGUAGACUCACCUAGUGGAAGACUGUCAUCUCAUGAUUUUCUAGGUAGAAUGGAAUGCACUCUUGGUGAAAUAGUAGGAUGUGGCAGUGGUCAAAUAGAAAAGAAGCUGCUGGGAAUUCAAGGGACAGCUAAAAUAUUUGUCAGGACGGAGGAAUUAAGUUCAUCUAAGGAAACUGUGUAUAUGCAGCUAAGGGCGUCAGGUCUGGACAAGAAAGAUUUCCUUGGAAAGUCGGAUCCAUUUCUUAUAUUUUAUCGAGCAAAUGGAGAUGGGAUUUACACUGUUGUUCACAAGACAGAGGUCAUUAAAAAUACACUCAAUCCAACAUGGAAGCCAUUUUCUGUGACUGCGAGAACAUUGUGUAAUGGCGAUCAUGAUAGAACUAUUAAAGUAGAGUGCUACGAUUGGGAUUCUGAUGGAAGCCAUGAUCUUAUAGGAGAAUUUACCACCAAUUUAAAAGAGCUGGUUAAAGCACCAACUUCAAAUACAAUGUUUCAGGUAAUUAACCCAAAGAAGAAAGCAAAGAAAAGAAAUUACAAGAAUUCAGGGGAGUUAAUGGUGAUGAACUGUAAAACUGAGAUUGUACCAUCAUUCCUGGACUAUCUUCAAGGAGGAGUUGAAAUGAACUUCACAGUAGCUAUAGAUUUCACAGCAUCAAAUGGUAACCCAUCACAGCCUAAUUCCUUGCAUUAUUACGAUCCAUACAAACAGAACCAAUAUGCCUUAGCCAUACAAGCUGUCGGUGAAAUCAUUCAAGAUUAUGAUUCAGAUAAAUUGUUUCCAGUAUUAGGAUUUGGUGCCAGGCUACCAGAUGGGUCAGUCUCAUUUGAGUUUCCAUGUAAUUUCAAUCCAAACAAUCCAUAUUGUGCUGGCAUACCGGGUGUUCUACAGGCAUACUAUACUUCAUUAAAACAAGUACAACUUUAUGGACCAACAAACUUCUCACCUGUUAUUAAUCAUGUAAUGAGAUUUGCCUCGGCCAAGCAGGACGGCUCAAGUUAUUUUGUUCUGCUGAUCAUAACUGAUGGUGUCAUCUCAGACAUGAACCAUACCAUUAGUUCUAUAAUCAAUGCCUCAUCUUUGCCCAUGUCUAUCAUCAUAGUUGGAGUUGGCAAUGCAGAGUUUGAUGCAAUGGAUGUAUUGGAUGCAGAUGGUAGGAGACUUGGUAUUGAAGGAAGAUAUGCUGAAAGGGAUAUUGUGCAAUUUGUUCCAUUUAGAGAUUUUAUGAAAGGUGCAUAUGGGAAUAACCAGAAUCUACUGCAGGCAGCUCUCGCUAAAUCUGUACUUGCUGAGAUACCGGACCAGGUUGUAAAUUACAUGAAGAAAAAAGGGAUCAAACCUAAACCUCAAAGACCUGCAAGACCAAUGGCUCCUUCCACAGGCGGUGCACAGCCAGGACAACAAGGGCAGGGUCCCUACCCAGGGGCUCAGCCUGGUGGACAACCUCAACAGCAAGGUCAGGGUCCAUACCCAGGGGCUCAACCUGGAUAUCCACAGGGAGGCAAAGGCAAUGUACAUGAUCCUCAGGGUGCUGGUCAAACCCCAUACCCACAGGGAGGUGCAGGUCAAACCCCAUACCCACAAGGCAGUGGUGGUGGUGGAAAUGCCCCUCCUUAUCCCCAGGGAGCUGGAGGUCAGGCACCUUAUCCACAAGGUGGUGCCCCUCCUUAUCCCCAGGGUACAGGAGGUCAAGCACCAUAUCCCCAAGGUGGGGCAGGUGCACCUCCCUAUCCCCAGGGUGCUGGAGGCCAGGCACCAUAUCCCCAAGGUGGGGUAGGUGCACCUCCUUAUCCCCAGGGUGCAGGUCAAGCCCCUUAUCCCCAAGGUAGCGCAGGAGCCCCUCCUUAUCCCCAGGGUGGAGGAGGUCAAGCACCAUAUCCCCAGGGUGGAGCUGGUGCCCCUCCCUAUCCCCAGGGUGCUGGAGGCCAGGCACCAUAUCCCCAGGGUGGGGCUGGUGGUGCUCCACCAUAUCCCCAGGGUGGGGCAGGUGGUGCUUCACCUUAUCCCCAGGGAGGCAGUCUUGGCCAUCAGGCAUCAGCACCUUACUCUUCAGCACCUGGAGGGCCGCCCAAAAGACCUCCACCUACAUAUCAAAAUGCUAAUAAGCAGUGAAAAAAUGUAGGAAAGGGAGAUAAUACUGAACAGAAAAUAAACAAACUAUAAAGAACAGAAAACAGACAUUUAGAACAGGGCAGCAACUAGUCAUCAUGGGCUUUAAACAAUGAUACCUUUUAUGCUUAAUAAUUUAUAUCAACUUUCAUUAUUUUUUCUUGUGACAAAAAGUGUGUUCUGAUAUGGGUAAAUAGUGUAAACAUUAUAUACAUGUAUAGUGUUUUACAGGAUGCCAUUCAACUUUGUUUAGUUUAUGUAUCUUCUUAAGUUUACUUAAUUAAAGGGGGGAAAAACAUUAAAAGAAUGCAAAAUACAUUUAUCUUAACAUUAAAAUUUGAAGGUUUGAAUAUAUAAAGGAUAUUGAAUGAGUUGGUUCAAUACUGAAUUAUUGAACAAAAUGAAUAAUACUUAACAAAAUUAUAUGAUUAUUAUAUGACCUCUUGUGAGCACACGAUUAUUUGAUUUUUAUUCAAUAAAUUACAUGUAAGUAAUCAACCUACACAAAUAUAAUGACUUAUUCAGUAUAAAAUAAAGAAUUUUUAUUUUUGUUGUUGACACCUUGACACUAGCAUUUAUAGCCCUUUUAAAUAACGAAAACAACAUCACAUUGUUUAUUAUUACACCAGUGUAAUAUUGUUUUUAUUUAAUAGGUUUAUUACACUCCUAGGCUCCUACACUAUGGUAUAUUUUUAUUUGAUAAAUAACGGCUAAAAUUCUUGCGUAUUAUGUGAAUUUGUAUACUAUUUAUAAUAUCAUGUAGACUAGUUUAUGAUGUUUUUAUUUCUCUUCCAUACACGUUAUUUUGCUUUGCUUGAAAAUUUAAGAAAAACAAAUGUCUUUAGCAAUACUCAUGAUUGAUAUGUCUUAAAGUUUAUUAUACAUGUAUUACAGUAUUUGUUGUUUGAAUUCAAUAUACUAUAUGGCCUGAAAAGUGACGUUGUAAAUUUCAUGUAUUGAUGAGUCACUUAUAAUCAGUAAUGCUAGAAAAUACCCAUGUAUUGUUGUUAAGUGUCAAUAUGGAUUUCUGAGAGUACUGCAACUUUUUACAUAAUUAUACAUAGAUUAAAGUUGAAAAUCACCUGAAAGAGGAAAAAACUCUCUUUCAGUGGCUGAUAACUCAAAAAGUAUGAUGGUUACCAAUUUGUUCCAAUUAUGAUUCUUCUCUUGGAUCAUGCAAAGUUAUAGAAAAUUCUCGAUACUUGUAUAAAUUUUUCUUCUUCGCUGUUGUUCAAAGUUGCAGUACUCCUGGAAACGCCAUAAAGCACAGUAUGUAUGUAAGUAAGUAAGUAGCCCCUUUAUUAAUAUAGGUUUACACAUUUGGUUUCUCGAUCUUCUAUGUGGACCUCGGCUGAUGAACACAACAUAGAAGUUAACAUGUAUACAACAUAUUUAUACAAACUUCAUAUUGAAAUUAAUCAAUUAUGUAACCAAGCAAGAAUCAGAGUGUUCAUGAUGAUAUGAUUUAUGAAAUAUGAGGUACAUAAAUUGUGUUUUCCAUCUGUUAGAAAAGUUGUUAUUAAAGUAUUAUAUGGACAUGAUACUCAACACAAUAUAUAAAAUUAUAUUAAUAAUAUACAAAUGUGGUUACAACUGUGUACAAAAUUACAGAAUACUUUUUAUGUUUUAGGGUUGACGUUUGACAGGGUAUUUUUUUUAAUUUCGUAAAAGCCUUGUCUUUGUUUUUAUCAAUAUAUACAGGAUAUUUAAUGAGUGUGGAUUCAAUACUGGAUUUAUUGAACAUAUUUAGUACAAUUAUUAUGCGUGAGCCUCUUGCAAGCAUAAUAUUUACUUACAGAAAGAGUACAUUGACAACAAAGUUAGUAAUGAUCAUACACAAGUAUAAUUAUGUGUCACAUACAUGAAAUAACAACUGUUUACAUUAAAAAAAAAUGGAAAAAAAAUUUUUUUUCAUAGACAUGCUAAUAUUUGUAGUGUAAGGCUAACAUUAAGCAUAUACCUUUAGGCUAUAUGUCACACUAAUUAUGCCACAUUGCCUCAUUGCUUUAUUACACUUGUGUAUGGUGAUAAAAAUGAUUCAGUCUUUUCUUGGCAUUCAAAAACUUAGGGAUAUUUUUUGUGUGUUUUUUGUUGUUGUUAUUUUAUAUUUUUUAUGUUAAGUUUGGAUAAUUGAUUCAAAUAUCUUGUAAUUCUGAAAAUUCUAUACUGCUGAAGCGGGUGCUAUCUAUGGGGUAGCUAGGGCUUUAUUGCAUUAAAGUUUACCAGACUUAAUGACAUUAUGUCAGCAAAUUUUGUUUAAAUUAAAUGUAGAAUCUUAAGUAAAAGUUUGUGCUUAUUAGAAAUUACUUAUGAGAACUAACCACUUUGUUGAAAUUAUCUUUUUAUAAACAGAUUAAUAGUUAGCCGUUUUACCAAAGUAAAUGUGUUACGAUUCAUUUCAUAUACUGCCAUCUUAUUGGACAAAAAAUAAUUUCUAACACUAUUUUCUUAUGGAAUCCUUUUUGAAUGCAUACACUAAAUGAGAAAGGGGAACAACUGAAAAAAAAUCAAAAUGAAUAUGUGAGAUUAGAUGAAACAAACAAAAGUAACGUAUUAGAAAUUGUAUAUAACAAUGACAUUUUCAUAAUUAUUCUUGUUCUUUUUUGAGAUCUUUUUAAGAUUUUUUUUCUGUAAUUAAUCAUAUAUAUGUGUAGACUGUAGUGCUAAUUAUAGAAUAUAUUCAUUUCUCUAUUUUGCACAUUCUUUUACAUGUAUAUAAAUCUUUGUAGUGAAAUAGUGUCUUUCAUUCAUCAUCAUGUCCAUUUGUAAACUGAUGUAAUUGUAAACAGUAUGAUUAUAAACUGUAUGUAUUUUUUCUUUUUUCUUAUGGUUCACAUUAAGAUAUUUCUAUAAAUUAUACACGUUCAAUGAAUAAUCAACUGAAAAAGAAUCAAGAAAUUAAUUGCAUUAAUGUAAACACUUAAAUAUAGUCAGACCUAAGGGAAGUUUAUCUAAAUGAAAAUUGCUUUUUGAAAAUAAAACUGUUUCAAUUGCGAAUGGUUAAGGUCGUUGACUUCAAACCACUUGCCCCUCACCGCUGUGUGUCCGAAUCCCGACAGGGACUUUGGAUUCUUUCAAUUGUGAGAAAGCUAUCUAGUUAGCUUACGGAACAUUGGUGGUUCUACUCAGAUGCUUUUCAUGCCUGAAAUAAGGAACAGAAGGGCACCUCCAGUGAAGCUAAAAACCCACCAUAUGUUGGUGUGAGCUAAAUCCUAACCAAAAAAAUCAUUUCCAGCAGUUACUGCCUAUUACAGUAUUGUGUCUUUUGGAUCAUUAAUCAUGGGCAUCUUUAUUUAUAUGUAUUUUGUAUUGUUAUUAUUACAUAAUAAUGAACAUUAUUAUUUAUUUAUAUUAUUAGAUAAUAUAUAUCUACAUUUUUAAGCACAAGUGUGUUCUAUGCUUGAUAUGAAUGCUUUGUAACAGUACUAAGCAGUGUUUCAUUGUUGUUGUUUCCUUUUUAAUCAGAAAAUGUGUUCUUUGUCUUAAUUACUCUCAAAAUAAUUAUAGAGUUUUUGUUUAAUGCAAUUUGUUUAUUAAUGAAGUAUUAACAGUGGAGUGCUAUGAUAUUUUUUUAUAUUUUUUUUUAAACAGAAUUAGAUUUAAAGAUGUUUUAACUGGUUAUAUGGCUGUUAAUAUAAAUGGUUAUGAAGUUAUGCUGGCUAGGCAAGGGUUAUAUAGCAACCAAUCAUAUGAACACGGCCAUAUAGCCUUUAAAAAAACAACAUAUAAAAAAAAUUAAAUUCCUAACUAUUCUGUUUUCUUUAAGAUAAACAUGAAUCUAUAAAUUUACAGUAUCAGUGUGUACGAGUUAUAUUAACCUCAUGAUUAUCAAAUAAAAAAUGUUGAUGCGAAUCUGGUUUUGCUAUGUAAAGAACACUUUGCAUGUG
This is a messenger RNA of Ruditapes philippinarum (Manila clam), 6451 nucleotides long. RefSeq names its product copine-8-like. The transcript is spliced from 19 exons. Gene Ontology annotation, cellular component: plasma membrane. Gene Ontology annotation, molecular function: calcium-dependent phospholipid binding. The record is from RefSeq and is a predicted model, not a curated record. Gene Ontology annotation, biological process: cellular response to calcium ion. Lineage: Eukaryota; Metazoa; Mollusca; Bivalvia; Venerida; Veneridae. Bases 177 to 2567 code for a protein of 796 amino acids.